Leptonychotes weddellii (Weddell seal) is the source of this 2850-nucleotide messenger RNA. It is a transcript of the gene VSTM5, whose product is annotated as V-set and transmembrane domain containing 5. The record is from RefSeq and is a predicted model, not a curated record. Gene Ontology annotation, biological process: filopodium assembly; positive regulation of excitatory synapse assembly. Gene Ontology annotation, cellular component: dendrite; axon; plasma membrane. Lineage: Eukaryota; Metazoa; Chordata; Mammalia; Carnivora; Phocidae.
GCCGCGCCGCUGGAAGCCCAUGCCCGGCCCGAGCCGCCCGGGGGUUGCUCAUGAGGCCGCUGCCGAGCGGGAGUAGGAAGAACCGCGGCAUAUCCCUGGGGCUCCUCGCCCUCUGCCUGGCUGCCGCGCGGUGUCUGCAAAGUCAGGGCGUGUCACUGUACAUCCCCCAGUCCACCAUCAAUGCCACGGUGGAGGAAGACAUCCUGCUCUCGGUUGAGUACUCCUGCCACGGCGUCCCCACCAUCGAGUGGAAGUAUACGUCCAACUGGGGAGCGCAGAAGAUCGUGGAGUGGCAGCCAGGGACUCAGGCCAACAUCUCCCAAAGCCACAAGGACAGACUCUGCACCUUCGACAAUGGCUCCAUCCAGCUCUUCAGUGUGAGCGUGAGGGAUUCCGGCUACUACGUCAUCACGGUGACGGAGCGCCUGGGGAGAAGCCAGUUUGGCACCAUUGUGCUGCACGUGUCGGAGAUCCUCUAUGAAGACCUCCACUUUGUUGCUGUCUUCCUUGCUUUUCUCGCUGCGGUGGCCGCACUGUUAAUCAGCCUCAUGUGGGUGUGUAAUAAGUGUGCAUAUAAAUUCCAGAGGAAGAGAAGACACAAACUCAAAGAGAGCACCACUGAGGAGAUGGAACUGCAAGAUGUUGAGUGUUAGCCAAGGCUGCACCCAGUUACAUUCCUACCUCAAGAGGAAAAUGUUAUUUUUCCAACAAAAGGAGCAAACCUGGCCGAUCCACCCUCAGAGCCUCCCGUUGCCCGGCCUGGGCCAGCCAUUCCUGAAGGCACUGCGGAUGUGAGCAAAAUCGACUGGAGUUGAGGACUCUUGCUCCCCACACUCUGGGGCCGAGGCCAGAGCGUGUCCAGACUGAGCGUGCAGCCAGCCCUGGACAGGCUCUCCGUGUCCUUUCCCUCUGCUGUGGGAGCUGCUGGGAGAAGUUCGACGGGCCGCCUGCCGAGCAGAGGUGGAGGCCGCGAGCCUGCUGUGGGGCCCUAAUGAGGUGCUCGGAGCAGGGCCAGGCCCUGGGCCAGAAGCUUUAGGGAGGGGAGCUUCACUCGUGCCCGUGGGACCAGCACUGGAAACAGGAAUAGGGAGAUCACCUUUCUCUUCCUCUCUUAUUCCAGCGUUAAUCAGAUUUUCCCUCCAUGGCCCCAACUUAGGCCAGUGUGAGGAACCCACAUGUUCAUCGCCACUGGGGGCAGCAGCUGGGGUCCAGAUGGCUCCCUGACAGGCUGGGUAAUGGUACCUGUGUGAAAGCGAGCCUGCAUGGGGUAUGACCAUGCACGGUGGUAUGACCAGGACGUUAGCUUGGGCUUCAGGUCUCUGCACCCCCCUCCCCCUGUCACCAAUGCUUUGUCUCAAGUCAGGCCCUCGUGCUCUCCCAAGUGGGCUUAGGAACGCUUGGCCCUCACCUACCUCAUAGUCAGGGUAUCACGUGAAGCCCACGAAUGCAUAGAGCUCCCCAAGCAGUUGAAGAAAAGCAUGAGGAUUCUUCAAGGAUCUGGAAAGCAGUAAGUCCUCUACGGAGCGCUACCAAGUGAGAAAACGCUCUGGGGUCUUGGGGCUUCAGGCGAAAUGAGGGACUGGAUCACAACUGGCCUCGGCUCUCAUUCUCUUGGCUUGUUAGUCACCAUGUUUACCUGAAAGUGUCUCCAUCGCAUCUUCCAUUUGGUAAGCUCUAAAGCAGGCAUGAAUUUAUUUUCCAUUCUCCUUUCUCUCUCCAACAUUCUUAGCUACAGACCAAAGGCACCACCCCAGUUACGGUGGAGGCCGAGGUCAGGAGCUAAGUCCCCAGCCUCCACCUGCAAAUUCACCCAUGCAGACAUGAAGGAGAGCUAGAACAUUCCCUCCUCUUUUCCUUAAGUCCUCAGUGUCUACAUCUGUUCUACUUGCCAUGUGGCAAAUGAGAAGUUGCCUGGAGAAGUUGCUAAGAGGCCUUUCUCUAAAUAAUCCAAGGUUACAAGGAGAGAUCUGGAGCAGUCGGACAGGAGCUCUGUGACCUUCCAAAAGGACUCUAAAGGCACUACUUGAUUCAAAAGGCAAGAGAGCAAUUGGUCCACACAACUAAUUGGUAGCUGGAGCGCCUGCCACAGAGAAGAUUCUCAGCCUCGGGCCACUUCCUGUAUACGCACAUGUCCUUUCCCCAGGCAGCAGUCGGAGGAGCCAGGCCCCAGUGCCACGAGGAAGCAGGGUGGGAGUACCAGAACAAAGAGAGGGUCAAGGGUCAUCUGAUCAGUUCUUUCUUUCACACAGAAGGCCCACUGGCAGGAAACGGAUUGGAUCAGGAUGGCUGCUGGAGUCUGUGUGUCCUCCUUUAUACUCCCUACUUUCCAGAACUGAACUUCUCAGCUUGUCAGAAGUCAGGGGUGGUCAUCUUCAGAAUAAAAGGUGAAAUGGAGGGGCGCCUGGCUGGCUCAGGAGGUAGAGCACACGACUCUUGAUCUCGGGGUUGUAAGUUCGAGCCCCAUGUUGGGUGUAGAGAUUACUUAAAAAUAAAAUCUUGAAAAAGGAAUGGCAAAGCAUACCUAAGGAGAGGCCUCCAUGGACAAAACCAAAUGUAAAAUAAACUGCCCCCCAAAACUCAUGAAAAGUUAGCCCACCUGGCUUUCCAUUUCUUUAUUUUGCACUUUUAAAGCUCCCUCCAUCCUGAACAUUCUUGUGGAAAGUGUUCAUUCCAGAGCCUGAAGUUGUUGUUUUUUUUUUUGGUCUAUUUUCCAAAAAAGAAAACAUUAUGUUCUAGAGGGUAGCCACUGGAAAUAUUAAGCUAUAAGUUAUGUUUUAAGCUGUGGAAAAAUAUUAAAGAAUGAAAUAAAGCCUGGAAAUAAAGGCCGGGUGCUUUGUGUGUGAGCCCACU